Messenger RNA from Rotaria sp. Silwood1, 1182 nucleotides. NCBI's taxonomy places the organism in Eukaryota, Metazoa, Rotifera, Eurotatoria, Philodinida, Philodinidae. The record is from the annotation of a GenBank genome assembly.
AUGUCGAAUAACUCAGAUAGUAACAAUCAACAACAACAACAACAACAAAAUAUGCGUUCAGUAAAAUUACAAACAAAUUUGUGUAUAUCACCAUCAUGUACUUUAACAAGUGAAAUUAUUUGUCGUCAUUGUUCACAACAAUAUUGUAAAUUAUGUUUUAUGUGUCAUCGAAAAAAUAUUCUUGAUGAUAUGCGAUCAAUAUAUGAACAAAUGGAAUUAAAUCGUCGUGUAGGUGCUGCUGAAGUUAUGUCAUUUAUUGAUAAACAAGCAAAAGAUGCACAUGAACAAGCUAAAAAACUUAUUGAUGAUGCUAUUGAUCGAAUUGUUCAAGCAAGUAAAAAUAUAUAUACAUAUAUUGAAAAUCGUCGACAAGCUAAACUUGGUCGAUUAGAUGAAUGUUUAGAACAAUUUGAUAAAGAUGCUGAUUUACUUGAAUUAAAAAUAAAAGAUCAAAUCUUUUUACCAGCUAAUAUUAUGUUAGAUUUACGUCAUAAAUAUGCAUAUAAUAUGUUUGAUAAAAUAACUUCAACAAUUGAUAAUAAACCAGCUGAAUUACAACGUAAAAAUGAAAUAUUUUUUGAUGAUUAUCGAUAUUAUAAAGAAUUAAUUAAUCUUCGACAAAAAUGGACAUUUUUUCAAGCUGCAUUAACAACUGUUUAUUAUCCUAUGAAAAAAGAUAUUUCUUUAGAUAAAAUUCUUACUUUUCUUGAAUAUCGUCAUGAUCGCGUAUUGGAUAAUUAUCGAGAAUUUUUAUCAAAAAAUGAAGAUUCUAAAGAAUUAUCAUUAAAACCAGCUGAAGACUUAUUAAAUGAAUUAAGUUUUCUAUCAAAAAAGAAAUUAUUAGCAGAGUGUGAUAAUUUUUCAUAUAUUGAUGAAUAUCAACACGAAACUCAUAUUGAUGAACAAUUAUCUCAUUCGGAAUCUAUUGUUAAAAAUGGUGAAAUCAAACAAGAAAUGGAAAUAAUACCAAAAACUGAUAGUGGUAAUUGUGAUGAUGAAAGUGAUUCAAAUUCAGGUUCUAGUGAUAGUUGGCAAAUUACAUAUGGAGAUGGAGAAGAAGAGGAAGAAGAAGAUGAUGAUUAUGACACACGAUUUAUGAAACUUAGUCAAUCAAUGAAAACACUUGAAAAACAAUUCCAAAAUGAUUUACAACAAGUUGUCAACAAUGAUCAAACUAAUUAA